This is a messenger RNA of Pogonomyrmex barbatus (red harvester ant), 479 nucleotides long. RefSeq lists its product as uncharacterized. The record is from RefSeq and is a predicted model, not a curated record. NCBI's taxonomy places the organism in Eukaryota, Metazoa, Arthropoda, Insecta, Hymenoptera, Formicidae.
GCUCUGUAGUCCUCCGAACGCUAUUUGGACAGCGUCUCUAGGCAGCAAGGACGCGGAAGAGGAAGCGGAAGCGCGAAGCGGAGGCGCGAGCGGAGGAUGCCGCGCGACGCAGCCGGGCAACGCCGAUGCGCCGAGCAUCGCCGGGACGCGGGUCGCGACACCGGCUGUUCGCGGGGUGCGCGAUGAUGGCGGAAUGCGCGCGGACAGGGUGCGGAGUAUCGUCGUCCAGCCCGUCGAUCGAGUUUACGGUGGAGUCGAUCGCCCAUCGCGGCGGCAACAUCGCGGAGCGCAACAGGGGCAGCAGCACGUGUCUGGGACGCGCGACAGAUAAUAAAUGCCAGAACGGCACGACGUCGGCACGAGCCGUGGUGGAUCAAACGUGGGGACGCGAGGCACACUCGUCGAAUGUGGGCAGGUGCUCGAGGAGAACCGCUGGAUCGCGUGGUUGCAUGUAGAUCGCGAGGAAGAGGAGGAGGAGG